UAGGUGUAAUCUGCAUCAAAUGAACAAAGCACUUGACUUCUUCUAAGCUUCCUUGUACUUGUAACCUUGAACUUCCCUUCUUGACAAGACCGCGCUCCUUACAUACCAUCGUCUAAACUUUUUUCUAUUAUCUUUUUUUUUUAUUUUAUUAUUAUUGUUUUUUUUCUACUUUCAUUUUUUCUGUAACUAACAUCUCAUCCCAGUCUUUCAAAAUCUUAGUUAUUACGAUUAUUUUCUUACCUUACUUACAACUGAAUUGAUCUGAUUCAAAGUCAUCUCCUUGUAUGACGGUUUGCAUGCUGAGUGAAUCACAAUAAUUUCGCGCCAGAUGGACGCGACCCUUCGUGCAACACCACAGUUAUUACAUGGAGACUCACGUAGAUGAGGGGACGCCUUUGAGCAAUUAUCUCGAGGGCACGGGGGAGAAAGAGGAGUUGUCGUGGCAGGAACCCGAGGACGAUAGAAAUCACGACCUCUCACCGCCGUCUAGUCCACGAGAUUUUGCUCCGAGAGGCCUUGCCAAGGUUCGGAGGAGGUUUCGGGAAAACCUGCCGAAGCCCCUGCAUCUCGACUCUAAUAGUUUUCCGUCUCGUAUCAACCUGGACGACCUUCAUUAUCAUGCCUCCCCUAUUUUUGAUCUUUUGCGAUUGUUACUGGAGGCUGUUACUUCCUCCAUAGACCAUGCCAAAUCGAUUGGAUUUCUCGAGCGGCUACGGCUCACCAUCGUCCAGUCCCAGCUUCUAGACAACCCCUUAGUGCUAGGUUACCAACCAUCACCAGAACCUACUUCACCACAACCGACCGAUGAAUCCAGCUUCCAUGGGUUUACAGUUCCCGGUGCCGUUGCCGCGGCCGUGUUCGGGUUCGGUGCGGCAUCUCUUGUCCGGUGGUUUUCGGUUGGAGGUUUCAUGCCAACUUGGAGACGGUUGCUAGCCUCUGCUGCAGUGUUAUCUCUGGUGCUUCUAAUCGCUAGAGCAUAUGUUCGAAGGCAAAUUUUACGAAAUAUACAAAAAGAAGGGCUUGCAGAAGCCUCGAUGUUCUUUUCAUCUUCCCGGGAUUAUGACUGUGCAAACAGUGCCGCGCUUAACUUCAUAAUGGAAGUGGAACUAGUCUCCCGCGGCUAUCGACUGAGCACUCCCAUUCCUCCCAUCAGCCGGUUAGAAAGUAAUGGGCAAAGCGUCAAGUGCCUGCAACUAAGACAAGCCCUCCGACACAGCUUGACGGAGGUUAUCUCCAAGUACUAUCAGGUUGCCUUCACGAUAUGGGCAUUUGCAGAGCAGACCGAACUACAACAACUACAGUCCCAGUAUCAGUUCACAGUUGCUGAUGUAGUAGAAAGAUUCCAAGUGCUAUCGAAGACAGACGCUCAGGAUAUUGAGAAGUUACAGCCGUUGAAAGAUGCUGCCUUCCUAUUCCACGAUAUUCGAAAGAUGUUCUUGAGUGGACUGCUGGCUCUUCACACGGUUGGAAACGACACCGACCGACUCCGUUUCACCACCAUAUUAGAAGCGUUCAGAGAGUUAAACGUCGUCACAAGGCAAGCCUAUGCUCGGGUGAGAGAUAUCCUGGCUGACAACGACUUUCAAAUUCCCAAAACCCCCCGAAGCCCCGAGACCCCUAAUCACGAUCGAUGGCGUCACCAAGUCCGCAGGCUAAAUUCGAUGACCAUGAACAUCCGCAGCGUGCAAGCUAAGUUGCAUCUCCUACGCGAAGAGUCAUCAAAGGCCUUGAACGAAGCCGAUGAUAUUACCGACCUCGGGCCAUUGUUUAUGUCUCAGUAUGAGUCGAUAGGCCAAGAUUUACGAGAUCUGAUGGAAGCAUGGCAGACAGGCAAGGCAUCGUUGGCGUCUGGUAUCGAUAGAAACGAGAAGCGCCUAUCAUCCAUGGGCUCUACGCUUAUGUCUCCUAUAAGCACCAUGAGUGGACGAACCAUCGCGGAGGAAGACGAGAACAGCUCAGACGAACCGGGUAUUGCUGACGCAUUGAAGAAACUCAAUGGUGGCAUUUCCCCGCCAGGAGAGCUAGAUAUGCGACACGAGCCAGAAGUCUUUGAGGCUAUCUCGAUUCCUCGGCCGAAGAGCCUGCUUACGCGGGAAGAGAGAAUCGUCAGGAUGAGGGAAGACCGCAAGUCCCGGGAGAUCGCUAAAGCGAGAGCUGAAGCCCAACGAGGCAUGAUGCGAGAGUUGCAGGGGGUGUUGGAAAGAAAACCUGGCCGUGGCCGUAUCUCUCUUUGAAAUUACAUCGUCACUUUGUAUUAUUUCUCGUUUUUCGACUUACAGCAGUAACUGGGCCUCGAGGCGUUGGUAACGAGUUAAUUAUGAACUGGGUCAUAUUUGGUUGCAGUACGGCGCUUUUGGGAUAGAAAGAGGGGUUCAACCUAGGGUCCAGCCUAGAGUUGCUUGCCUUCACCGUAGCACUGCUCGGGCUGUUUUGUUUGGGAUUAGAGGUGACUUGACUUAGAUAAAAGAGCUGGCCAUCCAUACGAUCGUUGUAUGUAAUGUUUUUUUCUUAUGUCGCCGUAUAUAUAUACUUGCACAUACCCGACCGCCUAUCUACUAGCUUUAGGUAUAUACAUAUAAAUAAAAAGACUCUUUUGAGAGAAUAUAAAA
Molecule: messenger RNA, 2609 nt
Organism: Hypoxylon fragiforme
Lineage: Eukaryota; Fungi; Ascomycota; Sordariomycetes; Xylariales; Hypoxylaceae
Product: Mysoin-binding motif of peroxisomes-domain-containing protein
Exons: 4
Coding region: 366-2234 (622 amino acids)
Biological process (GO): cell-cell adhesion
Cellular component (GO): plasma membrane
Molecular function (GO): myosin binding
Source: RefSeq, a predicted model, not a curated record